UUAUAUAGAACUGUGUUAAUAAGAUAUGACAUCUGGUAGCAAGGAAGGUCCGUCUCGGCUAUUGAAUAUGGCCUUAGACCAGGUGAAUAGCAAUAGUCGAGAGAUAAAUAAAAAGUCAAGAUAUCAUGAUCGCCGUAAACCAUAUAACAACGAUCGAAGAAGGGUGAAUUAUCGAGAUAGAUCUCGUGAUCGUAGCAGUCGUGAUAGGUACAACUCUUCAUCGCAUCGUGACCGUUAUUCCCGCAAGUACAUUCUCAAAGUGUCCAACCUGGAUCAUACUAUCACAAGAGAACAUUUGAAGGAACUUUUCUCAGAAGUAGGUAAAGUCGAGAAGACAUGGAUCGACUAUGAUCGCACUGCCCGUUCAAAGGGUACUGGUGGAUGUAUAUUUAAGUCAUCUUCAGACGGUGAAAAGGCAGUUUCUCGCUUCGAUGGUCAUGAAAUUGACGGUCGAAUUAUGGAAGUUAAAGGCGAAUACCAAGAUAUGUCCGCUUCGCGACCCAAGUUUAAAGCUAAUCGUAGAAACAAUCACUGUGUAAGAGCUCCUUGGUAAAAUAUCGGUAAACGG
This is a messenger RNA of Babesia bovis T2Bo, 568 nucleotides long. Its product is annotated as RNA recognition motif domain containing protein. The record is from RefSeq and is a predicted model, not a curated record. The transcript is spliced from 4 exons. Lineage: Eukaryota; Apicomplexa; Aconoidasida; Piroplasmida; Babesiidae. Gene Ontology annotation, biological process: mRNA export from nucleus. Gene Ontology annotation, cellular component: nucleus. Gene Ontology annotation, molecular function: mRNA binding. Bases 26 to 553 code for a protein of 175 amino acids.